UCAAUUGUUCGAUUUCAUAAUUAUUGGUUUUUGUAAUUUCAUUUUCAUUAAAGAUUUCAGUAAAAUCAGUGUAUUUAUUUCACAUUUGCCAACAGCUAUCGUCCGUUCGACGACGCAAAUAAAAUGGCUCUUAAUUCGAUAAGGAAAUUUACCAGCGUUGUUACGAAAAAUGCCAUCUCAUCGUCGUCUGGCAGGGGGUUGUUCACCGGAGCGGUCCGACUAGCAAAAAGUGAUGGUAAAAGUUUAACAACUGUAUAUGACAAAAAAGAACCAGCUUUGUUGAAUGCUGAUAGCGUAAUAAGAAAGUUGCCCACCGAAGGCUCCGUGCAAGGUUAUAUCGAGGUCGACAGCAAAGUAGAUUUGAGCGCCGUGACAGGUGUCCCCGAGGAACACGUCAAAACGCGUUUAGUAAAAAUCAGCAAAGCUACUAAAAAUGUUAUGCAAUCAGGAACGGACAACACCCACAGUUGGGUCAUGGAAUUCGACAACAGAGAGCGAUGGGAAAAUCCCCUGAUGGGAUGGACAUCCACAGGCGAUCCUUUGUCCAACAUGAAGUUAGAGUUUGGCAAUAGAGCGGAUGCAAUAAACUUCUGUGAAAAAAAUGGUUGGAAAUGGUAUGUGGAAGCCGAACAAAAAACCAAAUCCAAAGUCAAGUCUUACGGUAUUAAUUUCUCUUGGAAUAAACGUACGAGAACAUCAACGAAGUAAUUUUUCGAUAGUAAUAUAAAUAAUUUUUUUGUAAAACUAUCCUACGUAGAGAAAUUGAGUGAAUAAAUUAUCAGGUAUAAAAAACCCUAACAUACCUAUUGUUAUUAAAAAAUUACAUAGAAGAGUAGUGUAUAAAUUAAGAAUAUGUGUUGAAAAAAAUAAAACCACUAUUUUUCUCCA
Adelges cooleyi (spruce gall adelgid) is the source of this 888-nucleotide messenger RNA. RefSeq names its product NADH dehydrogenase [ubiquinone] iron-sulfur protein 4, mitochondrial (gene ND-18). The record is from RefSeq and is a predicted model, not a curated record. NCBI's taxonomy places the organism in Eukaryota, Metazoa, Arthropoda, Insecta, Hemiptera, Adelgidae. Bases 124 to 708 code for a protein of 194 amino acids. The transcript is spliced from 4 exons. Gene Ontology annotation, biological process: electron transport chain.